AUGCAAGAUACAAAAUACCGGCGCCGUAUACCCAUAGAUCGAGCCGGUGCAUUAUCAUCAUCAUCAUCAUCAUCAUCAUCAUCAUCGUCCGACCCAUCAAUUUACACUACAGAUGUACAAUCAUUUUUACAUAUUGAUGAAAUGAUUAUCCGUCGUCUUAUGACGACACUAUUUUUAACCGUUUUGCACACAAUGACAAAUAGUUUAAAUGAUGAUUCACAUAUAUCUCGAGAUUAUAUUAAUGUCAAUGUGGGCAAACGGGUACGAAUGGAAUGCGAACUAAGUAAUUCAACAAUGUCUGGUAAUAUGAAAGGUCUAUGGCUACGUUUAGAAGAUGCCGAAGUAUUUUUCUAUUCAACAAGUCGAAUUAAUUUAGAUCAACGUUUUCAAAUUGAACAACGUCCUAUUCUUCAUAUUAUUAAUGGCACAUCGUCAUAUGAAAUAAUGACAUAUUCAUUGACAAUUGAUGAUGUACGUUUAUCCGAUGAUGGGACAUAUUCAUGUCAAGAAGACAAUAGAAUUAUCAAACUAUUCGUUUUAAAUAUUGUUGAACGACCAUAUUUUGUCACUGAUACAUAUACAACAUUAUUACGUACACAGAUCGGAAAAAAUGUGUCUAUUGCGUGUGAAGCACAUGGCAAACCAAGUCCAUUUCUCAGUUGGAUAAAAAAGAUCGAUGACGAGCAACCAAAAACGAUGAUCAAUUGUACAACUACGCCUACCACCUGUCAAUUGAAUCUUUAUCAUGUUAAUCGUUGGCAUAAUGGAAUAUAUGAAUGUGUAGCAACUAAUUCCAUUGGUACAAUUGGUCGAUUUUAUACACUUGAUGUUCAAUUUCCGCCAGAUGUUUAUAGUCCUAAAGAAAAAACUUUUCAUUCAAUCGAUGAUACAAUUAUAUUUGAAUGUUUGAUUGAUGCUAAUCCGGAGCCGGAUAUACGGUGGUUACAUCGAUUCACCAAUGAUAUUAAUCAAGAAAUGGAUUUAUCUAAUCAAUUAAAUCAAGGAUUUUAUAAUCAUAAUAGUAGAAGAGAGAAUCAAAUCUUAUCGAUUACACAAGAAAAGAUAAAUGCAACUAGGUGGAAAACAAAUCUUUUUAUUAAACAUAUUCCAAGACAUUUUUUUAAUUCAAAUUUUGUUUGUCGUGCAACGAAUCAUUAUGGUCAAGAUGAACGAUCGAUAAAACUUAUUCAAAAUCAUUAUCAUAUUUCAAAAAAACAUCGUCAUACAACUACAACAACUACAACAACAAUAAUGACAACAACACUUGAUCUAUAUAAACAAUAUAAUGCAGAUAAAUAUCAAUCAUCUAGUACAACACAUUUUUUAUCACAUGAAACAAAUGAUAUUAUCAAUCGUUCACGAAGACUUUCUUCACAUUUAUUCUAUUCAUUUAUUAUAGGACUAUAUUCGUUUGUACAAUGA
This is a messenger RNA of Rotaria sordida, 1422 nucleotides long. The record is from the annotation of a GenBank genome assembly. NCBI's taxonomy places the organism in Eukaryota, Metazoa, Rotifera, Eurotatoria, Philodinida, Philodinidae.